AUGAGAGAAUGCCGCCCCACUCAAGAUUCGGAUGAAGAACCACCCUCGGUGAACCCACGAGGCAGACGGAUGUCCACUCUCCGAGGCUUUGACCUCGACCUGGUCUGGCAAGCCUUGUACAAAGAUGCCUACGAGGCACCCGACAUUUUCUGCGACCUGGAGAUAGAAAUGACAGUCUACAAGAAAGAUUCCUCCCGUGGGAAGAAGGGCCUGGAACAUUACAAGGAGAAAGGCUUCGUCCCCAUCGACGUGGGUGUGAGCGAGGCCUGCAGCCGCACCCUGGACUUCGCCUUCGCAGAUGCGGCCUGUGCCGCCGUGGCGCGGCGCACGCGGCGGGUCGCGGAGGCGGAGGAGCUGCAGCAGCGGAGCCGAAAGGCGUUGCGAGAGCUCUAUGACGCCAAGACGGGCUUGAUGGGGCAUCGCAAGAAGAAUCAGGACUUCGUGGAGGAAGCGCCGGAGACCUGGGGCGAUUGCUACACCGAGGGCUCGGCGUGGCAUCACUCCUUCCCUCCCUUCGACCUGGAGACCUUGGCAGAUGCCUGGCUGCGUGAGAGGUGGCGGACGGGUGAGAGAGAUGAGGCAGAGGUGUUGCCAGAGCGAAGAUUUGAAGACACAGAUGUCAAGGAGGAAGGGCCGGGAGCGAGCGAAGCUGAGGAGUUGCAUGGUGGACGUGAGGGCUUGGUGGCAAAACUGGAGUCACUCUUCACCGUGCCUGCGGAUUUCAAGACAGGCUCCUACAAGGGCGAGAUCCACGAGAUGCGAGAGAUGAGGAUGUUUUCGCUCCUCGGGGAUCAGAACCGCACGGCUCGUCUGGUGCGGGACAUCCUCUCGCGCGCCUACUCGCCCGAGGGCUUCGCGGGAGACGAGGAGAUGGACAACGGGGAGAUGGGCUCCUGGUACGUGCUCUCCGCCUUGGGUUUGUACCAGCCGGCGCCCGGCGUGACGGAGAACUUCACCCUGGGCGCGGUGCCGCUCUUCCCCCGCGCAAGGCUGCGCGCCUUGGACAUCACCGUGGAGGCGCCCUCGGCCGCCGAGGCCGCACCGGCCGUGCAGGUCGUUUUGUGGCGCUCGAGUCCCAUCGUGGGCACAGCCAUUGCCUACUCCAAGCUCAGAAUGGGCGGCAUCUUGCGGUUCUUGUCACCCGAGACGUCCGGACAGUUGGGCAACGUGGUCUCCUCCUUCCGCGGAGCGCUCCACCGUGCAGCACGCCAGGUACGCCAGUCGGCCGAGCGUUCUGCGGAGCAGCGCCAGACGCGCGCGGCGAACGCGCUACCGGCGCCUUCGGCAUCUGUCGUGGUGGAGGAGGUGGUGAUCGAAGCUCCGGAACAGGGCGCCACGUCCACGUGGCCGAUGUCGGACGCCGGCGCUGUCGGCCGCGGUGGCUCCUUUGGAGUGGAGGGGACCAGCUGGAUCUUAGACAUCGUUGGGCUUGUGCUGGUGCUUCUAGCUCUUUUCCUGGCGUGCCCCAGGUCCCGCUGGCGCAAGGACACGCGGAAGGAGUGAGCAGGGCCCCGUUUACGGAUUCACCGUUGAGAAAUGAGACUGAGGCGAUGAGACAACAGGCACAGCGCUGCAGAGAAAUCGGUUCGACCCUUCUGUUGAAACAAUGGAAGGGCUCGUUAGCACACUUCACUUGGAUCAAAACAUGGUCCAUGUGGAUGUGGCUCAAUAAUCUUGUGAUAUGC
Durusdinium trenchii is the source of this 1685-nucleotide messenger RNA. Lineage: Eukaryota; Dinophyceae; Suessiales; Symbiodiniaceae. The record is from the annotation of a GenBank genome assembly.